Messenger RNA from Bombina bombina (fire-bellied toad), 1551 nucleotides. RefSeq names its product poly [ADP-ribose] polymerase tankyrase-2. Gene Ontology annotation, cellular component: T-tubule. The transcript has 11 exons. Gene Ontology annotation, molecular function: protein binding. Gene Ontology annotation, biological process: regulation of cardiac muscle contraction; protein localization to T-tubule. Lineage: Eukaryota; Metazoa; Chordata; Amphibia; Anura; Bombinatoridae. The annotation marks the transcript as partial. The record is from RefSeq and is a predicted model, not a curated record.
AUGGUAGAAGACAUGAGAGAUGCAAUGUCUGUUAAAGUAACUCCAGAGGUAAUUACAGAGGAGCCGCAUGGAACUGCUUGUGAGGGUGAGGGCAUCCCUUACAGUAACACUGAUGCAGAUCGACAGUUGUUGGAAGCUGCAAAAGCUGGAGAUCUGGAAAUUGUAAAAAAAUUAUGUACAGUGCAGAGUGUCAACUGCAGGGAUAUAGAGGGGCGUCAGUCUACUCCACUCCACUUCGCUGCUGGAUACAAUCGAGUGUCUGUUGUGGAAUAUCUGCUGCAGCAUGGUGCUGAUGUUCACGCUAAAGACAAAGGUGGUUUGGUUCCGUUGCACAAUGCUUGUUCAUAUGGACACUAUGAGGUUGCAGAGUUACUUGUCAAACAUGGAGCACUAGUCAAUGUGGCAGAUUUAUGGAAAUUUACACCUUUACAUGAAGCUGCAGCAAAAGGAAAAUAUGAGAUUUGCAAGCUUUUGUUACAGCAUGGAGCCGAUUCAACUAAGAAGAACAGAGAUGGAAAUACACCGUUGGACUUGGUAAAGGAUGGCGACACUGAUAUUCAAGAUCUUCUCCGUGGCGAUGCUGCAUUAUUGGAUGCAGCAAAAAAAGGCUGUGUUGCUCGGGUUAAAAAACUUUGCACACCUGAAAAUGUCAAUUGUAGAGAUACACAGGGCAGACAUUCUACACCUUUACACUUAGCAGCUGGCUACAAUAAUUUAGAAGUUGCAGAGUACCUUUUACAACACGGUGCUGAUGUGAAUGCACAGGAUAAAGGAGGUCUAAUUCCCUUGCACAAUGCUGCUUCAUAUGGGCACGUGGAUGUAGCUGCUUUGCUUAUAAAAUUCAAUGCCAGUGUGAAUGCCACUGAUAAGUGGGCGUUUACACCCCUGCAUGAAGCGGCGCAGAAGGGAAGGACACAGCUUUGUGCUUUGCUAUUGGCACAUGGAGCUGAUCCGACGCUGAAAAACCAAGAGGGUCAGACACCAUUAGACUUGGUUACAGCAGAUGAUGUCCGAGCCCUUCUAACGGCAGCCAUGCCUCCAGCUGCUCUACCAACCUGUUAUAAACCUCAGCUUAUCAGUGUAUCACAACCCACCGUAACUUCAGUUGCAGCUCUAUCGUCUGUCCCUUCAAGUCCUCCUAGUUUGUCUGCUGCUAGUAGCCUGGAUAACCUGUCAGCAAGCUUCUCUGAUGCCUCUGGGAUUGCUGGAGUAGCAGAAGGGGCUGUUGGUUUGGACAAAAUGGAAGAAGUUUUAGGCGUAGAUUUAAACGUCAAUCAGUUUUUGAGGACUCUUGGCCUUGAGCACCUCAUUGACAUUUUUGAGAGAGAACUGAUAACUAUGGAUGUUGUUGUGGAAAUGGGUCACAAGGAGCUUAAGGAAAUAGGAAUCAAUGCUUACGGACAUAGACAUAAAAUCAUCAAAGGUGUUGAGAGACUGAUCUCUGGACAACAAGGUUUAAAUCCUUACCUGACAUUAAAUAAUUCUGGCAGUGGGACCAUCCUGAUUGAUCUAGCUCCAGAUGAUAAAGAAUUUAUUUCUGUGGACGAAGAG